AUGGCCACCAAACCUUUUGCAAUCGUCGCUGGUGUCGGCCCUGGAACGGGAGCGAGCAUUGCCCGAAAAUUCACCCAAGCCUACUCCGUGGUCGUGCUCGCCCGUAACCCCUCCAACUACAACAGCGUCGUGAACGAGAUCAACUCGUCGGGCGGCCAAGCACUCGGGAUCAGCGCGGACGUCUCGGACAGCGCCAGCGUGAAGACCGCCUUUGAAAAGAUCGCCCAGCAGCACAAGGACACGCCUCUUGCGGCAGCAGUGUUUAACUCCGGCGGCGGCUUCGUGCGCAAGCCGUUCCUCGAGCUGACCGAGGAGGAGUUCGCGAAUGGGUUUAAGAGUCAGGGAAUUGGCGCGUUCAACUUCGCAAAGAGCACCCUUCCGCUUCUCCAAAAGGCCACCGGCUUGCAAUAUCCGCCAACCCUAAUCUUCACCGGCGCGACCGCGUCUGUCAAGGGCUCUGCGAACUUCUCUGCUUUUGCAUCGGGCAAGUUUGCCCUCCGUGCGCUGGCGCAGUCGCUGGCAAGAGAGUUCGGACCGAAGGGCGUGCACGUCUCGCACGUUAUUAUCGACGGCGUGAUUGAUAUUCCACGGACGAAGGAGUGGGCGAAUGAGCAUCCGGAUGGCAAGCUUGACCCUGACGCUAUUGCCGACGCCUACUGGCAUCUCCACACGCAGCCACGUACGACGUUUGGAUUCGAAUUGGACCUGAGGCCGUACGUUGAGAAGUGGUAG
Molecule: messenger RNA, 732 nt
Organism: Aspergillus mulundensis
Lineage: Eukaryota; Fungi; Ascomycota; Eurotiomycetes; Eurotiales; Aspergillaceae
Product: oxidoreductase, short chain dehydrogenase/reductase family
Exons: 4
Coding region: 1-732 (243 amino acids)
Source: RefSeq, a predicted model, not a curated record